CUCCGCUCCCUCGCAAUCCUAAUCCCCUCGUCUCGCUCCCCCCGUCCUUACCCACCACACUCACUCACAAUGGCUUCCGGCUUCGGUAACAACGGCGGUCCUUCCCGCUGCUACAACUUCUGGCAGGAGGUUCUCGGUUGCUACGUCGUCAAUGGUGGAGAGGGUGAAGCUGGCAAGAAGAAGUGCGUGCCCGCUCUGGAGGAUUACUACGAGUGCCUGCACCACAAGAAGGAGGCUCUCCGCACGAUGAAGAUGCAGGCCGCCUACCGCAAGGCUGAGGCCGCAACCCCCCGUGAAAACGCGCCCAAGGCGGAACAGAUUCGCAGUCUGGGACUGCUAGGGAAAGAGGAGGAAGCAGCGGCAUUUUUGGCCAAGGCUUGAGGGAUGAUAUGCGCAUAUCUGGUGCGAAUACGUAUUGAUUUUUUCCAUUGUCACUAAAGCUAUGCUGUUUUUCCUAUUUACCCCUGUGGAGUCCUUCGAUGUAUAGAAAUGGACAGUUUCAUUGAUCAA
Molecule: messenger RNA, 510 nt
Organism: Aspergillus welwitschiae
Lineage: Eukaryota; Fungi; Ascomycota; Eurotiomycetes; Eurotiales; Aspergillaceae
Exons: 3
Coding region: 70-381 (103 amino acids)
Biological process (GO): mitochondrial respiratory chain complex I assembly
Source: RefSeq, a predicted model, not a curated record